This is a messenger RNA of Hyalella azteca, 2704 nucleotides long. RefSeq names its product lachesin-like. The transcript is spliced from 9 exons. Gene Ontology annotation, cellular component: neuron projection. NCBI's taxonomy places the organism in Eukaryota, Metazoa, Arthropoda, Malacostraca, Amphipoda, Hyalellidae. The coding region runs from base 1 to 1368 and encodes 455 amino acids. The record is from RefSeq and is a predicted model, not a curated record.
AUGCGUGUUGCAGGCAUUUGCGCUGGCGAAGUGCGCUUCAGCAGCAACAUCCGCAACGUCACCGUCACGAAAGGCCGCGACGCAUCGCUCUCCUGUACCGUCGAGGGGCUUGGUAACCACAAGGUGGGCUGGAUUCACCUGAAGCGCCAGAUGAUCGUGGCGGUGCACACUCGCCUCAUCACGCGCAUCUCGCGCUUCAGCGUCACGCACGAGGACAACAAGACGUGGACGCUGCACAUCAAAGAUGUGCGUGAGGAGGACCGAGGCUACUACAUGUGUCAGGUCAACACCAAGCCCGCUCUGUCGCAAGUGGGCUUCCUGCGCGUCGUAGUAUCGCCGACGAUAGUAGACGCGAACAGCAGCGACUCGCUGAUCAAGGUGCGCGAGAAGGACAACAUCACACUGCGCUGCACGGGCAGCGGCCACCCCGACCCCCGCAUCAUGUGGCGCCGCGAGGACGGCGGCACACUCUCGCCCCACGACCGCAACCCCGUGACGCAGGUGGACGGCGAGGUGCUGGAGCUGUCGAGUGUGAGCCGCACGCACAUGGGCGCCUACCUCUGCAUCGCCUCCAACGGCGUCCCGCCCUCUGUUAGCAAGCGCAUCACACUAGAGGUCCAGUUUCCACCACAAAUCCACGUGCCUAACCAGCUUGUGGGCGUGCCGACCGGCGACAACGUCACCAUCGACUGCCAUGUCGAGGCCUUCCCUCAGGUUAUCAGUUAUUGGGUCCGGGACAAAGUCAUGGUCAUGAAUGAUGCCAAGUACAAGACUGAGACCAUCACAAACAAAUACAAACUGGACAUGCGACUCACGGUACUAAACUUCACCAAAGACGACUCCCGCACCUACAAAUGCGUCGCCAAGAACUCCCUCGGCGAAACUGAAGGAGAUAUUCGCCUCAACGAAAUUUUCUCUCCACCCAAAAGCCACGAGAUCAGACUUGAUGGUGAAAAUAACGAAGUGGGGGUGUCGGGCAAGGCAGGGGCGCUGGAGGACCACCAGCCCGGCCAGGGACGGUCCUCUGAGGGCCGAGUCUCCGUGUCCGAGGUGGAGGUCAACGACCCUCACGAGGUCCCUGAUCUCAUCCGUGAGGUCAACUUCUAUGAGGACAACGUCCCAAAGAACUCCUACCCUCACCACGCUGAAUUCCCUUUCUCGUCUGGAGCGACGUCAGUGAGCGUCUUUUGGCCAGCUCCCCCUCUGGACCUGGUGGCCAGGAUCCGCUCCUACGCCUGGCAGAGCCUUGGUGGCUCAGCAGUUAUACUGCACCAAUAUUGCUUCAUUGUUCCGUGUAUGUUCGUAUCUUUUCUGCUCGUGUCCCUCGUUAAUAAAAUUUUCCAGCCUAUUGUCACUUGGAAUCAAUAGCUGCGAUAAAUAUGAUAUUCUUAGUAUAGAAGUUAUCUAUAGGAAAUAUUUAUGUGUUCAAUUUCGGAUUGUUUCGCGUAGACUCUUACUCGUUCGGGACGGUUUCCGACACUUCUGAAGGAGUAAAUUAAAUGAAAUUACCUAUUAUUUUAUUAUAUAAAGCACUAUACCGCACGUUGAGCGGACAUGAUGGCCCUGAAGAUAUGAACUGUUGAAAAAAUCUGCGGUAGCUUCUUUUGCGUGAAAAUAGCUCAAUAUUUUACGAUAUUUUUUCUCGACAAAAGUAUUACAUUGAUUUUUUCGUCACGUGAACGUGAAGUUGCAACACAAUGUACGCAUAUUUCACAACUGGGUUAAUUGUGAAAUUUUCCGACCAAUCUUCGUCGGGACUGGAAGCCAAUAAGUCGUCAUUGCUUCCAGUUGCUUGAUGAGCCAAUUAAAGUGAUGUGUGAUAGAUAUGAAUGUUUUGAAAUUGUAUAAAAUUAAUAUGUUCUAGUCUACUAAUAUAUUACCCAUGCGACUAAGCCUUUUCGAAACCAAAUAUUGCACUGUUUCAUUUUUACUGAAUUUGUUUUUUAAUUUUUAUUCUUCUGAAGUUUUAUACAUGUUGUUCAAGUUAAAUUAUGACUAAGUUUAAGUGUUUGAUUAGGGAUACGUUACAUAUCUUUUAGUUGGAUAAAUAUCGUUAUUUUAAAUUGUUUACUAAUUAAAACAGAGUUAAAGGACUCAAGUAAUGUACAAUGGUAGUUGUUAUUCCGUGCCCGAAGUUCUACCUGCAUGGUAUUAAUUCAUGCCAGUCAUUCAUUAUUCGUGCAAUACAUCACGGAAUCCCAUCCGAAUGAAUAGACGUUGUAAAUUGUACGUCUAUUCCUUUCAAUUCCGACACCAAUAAUAGGCCUUCAAUUUUCCUUUCUGGCUGUAAUUAUAAUCGUAUAAUUUCUGUUGUCGCUGCCCUAACAGCUACUAAGUCCUCUACUAUUAGAAGCCUAUCCACGUGUAGGAGUGUUCAGUACCACAACUUGGCUGCGAGAGGAAUAAUGUAAUAGUUGUGUAUAGUACGUAGUCUCCUGAGUCUCGAAUAGAUCGUAAGACAUUUAAAUGUAUAUAAUACGUUGAAGUAAGGCGCGUCGAGCGUAUUACAUAUCACUUUUGUAUAAAUGUAUCCUGAUCACUCUUCUCAAACUUUAUAUAACUGGAACACUUGAGCGAGCACGCAUGAGAAUCGUUCGUGUGAAUACAAGUCAAAAAAAUAUAACUUCGGUUUCAAUAAGAAAUAAAAUGAUGCGAUCAAUUUACGUGCGUCAUUUCAUCCGAUGCAGCUUUCGUCUUCAGUAAA